Molecule: messenger RNA, 345 nt
Organism: Penaeus chinensis
Lineage: Eukaryota; Metazoa; Arthropoda; Malacostraca; Decapoda; Penaeidae
Source: RefSeq, a predicted model, not a curated record
GUGUGUUUCAGUAGUCGUAAAGAGAGGCUGUGGGUCAUAAUUUUUUAGAUUUUUUAUUGAGUGAAGAAAUACAAAGUGCUGGUCGAAAAUAUAUUGAAAAAAAGGGGGUGUAUCUUUGGGGAAGAGUGCAAAGAGGAAGAAAGAGAAGGAAGAGAGACGGGAGACAUUUUUUUUUUAGAGAUAAGAAGACAAGAAAGAAGGAUUUUAAGGACACGUUCAUAUAGAGAGAGAGAAUAAAAAAGAUGGCCGCUUCUAUAGGAUUGCGAGGCGGGGGAGCCCUGUCUGCCGCCGCCCUCCUUCUCUUCUGCGCCGCCGUGUGGAGUCCCCAGGGCGCCGUAGCUGUCG